UUUAUGGCACAUUGUCUGGAUCACUGCUAAAAUCCUAAAGUUGCACUCAGGCCACGCGCCUUCACUGCUAGAGUUUGUUGGAGUUUCCAGCGUAAUGCAGUUUUUAACCUUAACGGCACCCUACCGUGACACCUGCACUGUGAGUUUUUUGACCCCAGUCAGCCCUUGAACAUAGACUGCUUGAUCCAAAGUCGACAGUGCAUGUCUUGCAUUUAAAGCAGUGUCAUCCAGGCAGAGAAAGAAUAGUCCUCCACUCUGCAUUUUAUGGAAACCAAAAGAACUCCUGUUGCACCAUCUGCGUCUGAAGACUGAAGAAGCUUUUACCCAGUGGUACAAUAGUCCUCAGCUAUUCACCAGUCAAAGAGCACUCAAUUAGUUUUAUGUUAAUACAUCCCCAGGCUAUCGUACUGAUGUCACUAGCAAAUGGAAAAUCAUCUAUAAAGAUGCCACGCCUUACAAAUCAAGCAAAGGCUGCAAUGCUGGCUGUAGAGACCUUUACAGAGGUCAAGUUUAAUGUCAGUUCCAAAACGGCAAAGAAUGUAGUGGUGGAAUGUGAAGGUCUGGGACUUGUUAAUGAAGAGGUUCUACCAGAGGAUAAUUAUGAAUCAGAUGACGAAGAUGAAUCAGAGGAUGAACAUGAAUCACGUGAUAAACGUGUAUCAGAUGAUGAACAUGAGUCAGAUCACGCAUAUGAAUUGGAUGAGGAACAUGGAAGAAUGUAAUAUGCCAUCUGAAUAUCAAAGUCAACUACCCAGGCUUGGAGUGCUGGUUUUCCUGCAGCAGCAAGCCAAGCCUUGGCAGACCUGGUUUUCCUGGAUUAACUGGGCCUGGCCAGAAGAAGGACAUGCACUUUUACUGUGUUUGAAAGACCUCGCCUUUGACUUUGCCUGGAAGGCAGGCACGUUUCCUGCACUUGUAAUUUCUGACCUUCUGGAGCUGCAGUUUAACUGCGUCCUAAAGGCGCAACCUGCAGAACGUGCGGUUUUAGCGCGUUCGAAGUGACUAGCCAGCAGGUUAUGUGGUCUUAUUGUGGCUUUACCGCAUCUUAGGGACCUACUAUAAGCGGACGAUUUAUCAAAGAGCACACAGUCUGUGGUUGCAUGUCACGCACAAAUGAUUGCCUACUAAGUGGUACCCAGUCUGCUACCUGGACGCUGUUUUUACGUUUCACCUACCUCUAUUUCAGUGUCACGCACGAAACAGAUUCCCAGGCGGUGCCAACUGCCUGGGAAUUGGAACACAUUAUCUAGGACAAGAUGGUACUCCAUAUUAAAAUGGAAACGUCGAGGGGUGUUGUUGUUAAGGGGCUGACACUGUUCAGUAUAAAACCGUUUAUCUUUCUCACUGCUUUAAGAGUCGCUAGGAACGUUAGUGUCACACCAUGUCAAAGAGGAUAGGUCAGGCAAAAAUCUUGAUUAAUUUAGUAAUGGUAAUGCAGAUAAGAAAAAUUUUAACAAGUAUUACAAAACGAGAGAUCCUAAGCCAAUCCUCCUCGGCUAAAACUACUCCCAUCAUUUCCUAAAUACCCGGUAUCUUUUCUAGAACUUCAGUUUCAGACAUGUAUUUUUCUCUGCUGAGCCACCUUACCAUUAAAAAGAUGUCUAACCAAA
Messenger RNA from Orbicella faveolata, 1610 nucleotides. Its product is annotated as RNA 3'-terminal phosphate cyclase-like. The record is from RefSeq and is a predicted model, not a curated record. NCBI's taxonomy places the organism in Eukaryota, Metazoa, Cnidaria, Anthozoa, Scleractinia, Merulinidae. Gene Ontology annotation, biological process: RNA processing. Gene Ontology annotation, cellular component: nucleus. Gene Ontology annotation, molecular function: RNA-3'-phosphate cyclase activity.